Fraxinus pennsylvanica is the source of this 390-nucleotide messenger RNA. The record is from the annotation of a GenBank genome assembly. Lineage: Eukaryota; Viridiplantae; Streptophyta; Magnoliopsida; Lamiales; Oleaceae.
AUGAUCAGUGGAGCAACCAACUGGCACGAUGCCAUUGGAAAAGCCAUCAAGGUUACACUAUCGCUUGCUAAAAACCUUAAAUCUAAGAACGAUAUGAUUGCACCAGCAAUAGCUAAUCUGCCAUCUAUUAAGAAACAAUCCCUUGAGAAAACAUGCAAAGAGUCUUUCCAGACAGUGAUUGAUAUGCUUAUGGAGGGACAGGAUGCUUUUGCAGCCGGUGCCAAUGGCACGGUGCACACCAAAUUAAGCGCUGCUUUAGAUACCGAGUGUGUUGAUGAACUUUCAAAAUGCUGGGCUUACUUUCCCAGAAGCCAACAAGGCCGAGGAACUUCUACUAUAGUAUCUAUCUGCUUGGCGAUAAUGGCACAAAAUGAGUUCGUCGUGCCAUAG